Messenger RNA from Aedes aegypti (yellow fever mosquito), 3719 nucleotides. RefSeq lists its product as uncharacterized. Bases 1248 to 3350 code for a protein of 700 amino acids. The transcript is spliced from 4 exons. Gene Ontology annotation, cellular component: cytoplasmic vesicle membrane. The record is from RefSeq and is a predicted model, not a curated record. Lineage: Eukaryota; Metazoa; Arthropoda; Insecta; Diptera; Culicidae.
AUCCCGAGUUCCGAACGAAAAACAACUCCCGUGCCUCGCCGUGGUCCGUAGAGAGAGAAAAUUUUCGCGACGCCAAUCGACUGUAAUGGAUUGAUGGAAAACUGAAGAUUUUCCCCGUUUCCCGGAUUGGAGACAUCUUGUGUGCGGUGCCAGAUUUCGGUUUCGCGUCCAGGAAGUCUACUUUUGGGAGUUUUCAGUGUGAUACGUUUCGGGGUGUUCAAUGAUGGAGUGGCCCACCAGGGAUGAUUAGGCCAGUCAGUGCAAGAAGAAAGAACAAUGUUUCGCCCAUCCUCGAUGGGAAACCUUCGAAGAGGGUUGUGAAGGGAUGUGAGGGGAUACGAAGGGGAAUCAGUGCCUACUGAGUGUGACGGUGCAAAGUGCAAAUCCAGCAUGCCUACAAUGUAUCCAUGAGGAAGAAGAAGCUAAAAUUGCACGGUGGAAAAAAGAAGGAAUUACCUACUCUGUGAUUUUGGAAGGACGAACAAGAAGAAGAAGAAGCAGAAGAAGGAUAAUAGAAAAAGCGGAACAACGAACGAUGAUUUCGAGCAGAGGCCACCACUCGACGACUGCCGGCGGAGGCCUGCUACUGCUGAUGUUCUACGGGAUUGCGGCCCUUUCUGAUCUACUCUAGAGCCAUUAGAGAAGCAUCAACAGAAUCGUUGUCGUCAUACUCCUAGAUAUCGCUCCGCAGUUGGAGGGUGACAUGUGAAAACCUAAUCUUCCCUUCCCCGGAAGGAGGGGAAGUCGAAGGACAAUAGAGGGGAAAGCUAUCACCAGCAAGGAUCAUCGAAUGGCGACGAGUUUCAGUGCCGUUUUAGAAAACAGUGACUGUGACGCGGUGCCGAAGAGACGAAAACUAUUAGCUAUGAUGUCAGAGCCACGGAAAAAUCGGCGGUCGCCAAUCGGUGUACGUGUGAAAGUGUGUGGUGACCCCGACUGUGGAGAACAAGGAGAAACAUGUGCGCCGCCGUUCGUUGCAUAAAACCAUCCUAUAAAAGGAAAAUCGCCACGGAAGUAAUAGUUAAAUAGCGGAAGCGACCGAAUAAAGCAACCCAAGGACGUUUCGGCGAACGACUUGUACAUACAAAGGAAGAAUAACAAAGGAAAAAGUUCGCGAUUUCGAACUGCAGAUUGAAAGAAAUCACAAUCACAACAAAGAGCGAGGAAAAGUCGGGGAAAAGUUUUGCGCUUUGUGCCGUUCUGUUGCAGUGGGAGAGCGUCGACAAUCGGUCAAAAUUAAUCAGCAAAUGCACAGAAAAGAUUCAGUCGUGGCUGCCCGGUUCUGCGAAGGCGGCCAUCGGUGCCUGCCGCCCAAGGAAUGCUGCGCCCAGGGAUGCUGCUAUCUGUACGCCCCUCCGAGCGCCCCUCGGACGCCAACGCCCGCGACGGACCACGUACUGAAUCUGUUCCUGUUCAACCAUUGGUACUUCUGGUGCUUCGUGCUGGCCAUCGUAUUGGCCCUGCUGUGCGCCUGUUCCCUGUGGAAGAAACGCCGCCAGCUGUGCGGUUGGGGAUCUCCAGGGCAUCACUCGCAGUCGGAGGGUGACUCGGCGGGGUCGUGCUACGCCCCGCCUCAGUACAGCCGGUGCAACUCGUUUCACAUUCAUGCACCGCCGCCUUAUACGGAGGUAACCUCCAAACCGGACCUAUAUCCACUGGUGUUCAGCUAUACCGGAGACACCGGGAAGAACGGGAAUGGAGGAGGCGCCAACUACCUGAUGGUGCAAUACUUCCGGAACUAUAUUGUGCGUCCGGUGGGAUCGCUAUCUGGGACCAGUACCGUAGAUUCCCUCAGUUCUAGUUUCAUCUGUACGGCGAAUGAAGCGAACACGCUCAUUCCGCCGCCUUAUUCCAGAGCUGCCAGCCCGGACCUGUCAAUGACGACGCGAAACUAUCUAGGGAUGCCCCGAUCUGCCUCGCAGCAAGCAUGUACCUUGGAAGGCAUGGCCUCCGGCCACAGACCCAACUCGGUGCCGAACUCCAACAUCUACGGCGUGGUCGGUGGUUUCAUGGGCAGCCAUGGAUUGAUGCUCCGGUCGUCGGAAAGUGCCCAAUUCAACAACAACAACAACAGCAAUCAAGGCGCUAGCAGUGGAGAAGCGCGGAGUGCAGGCGAUGCGAGUGAACAAUCCGGAAGCUCAGCUCCCAUGUCCGGAUCGCAAAGCGACCACUACCGAUUCAGUGUACAUAACAGCACCAACAACAACAACAGUGUUGCCAGCGAUGGCUCCAACCCCUUAGGACUGAUCUAUGCGCAGCAUCACGCUGCCUCAACACUACAAUCGAGCAGGAACGCUUCCUUAGAAGGCAGCAUCGACGCCGUGGAGCAGCAAGCUCCCAGCGAACAUUCCAACACCAUCAACAACAAUAGCGGAAGUGGCAACGCGGCCAACCUCAGCACAAGAAACAGUCUGACCAACGCCAACAUCUACAGCUCGUGCGGUUCGAUCGGUGGCAUCUCCAUCACGAUCCCCGCCAACUCCGAGAGCGAGUACCAGGACCUCAACGCCCUGCGGCGAAGUCUAGAAACCUGCUGCCAAAUUCUGCAGCAGCAGCAAAAGCAAGCGCAGUUCCACGCACACCAGCAGCCUUCCUCCGGUUUCACGGCAAACAGCGAAGACUCCCCCAUCAACAUCGAGCUGGCGAAGAAGUUCGAAGGUCUUCGGAAUUCCUACAUCGGUUCCAACACCGGCUCGAACGUUUCCAGCCUGGCGAAUCUGGGAACUCCCGAUUCACCGCCACGGGCCACCAGCCCCACGCUCGAGGUUCGUGAACUGCUGGAGCAGAUCCGGCAGCUGCAGAACAUCAGUGCUUCGAACAGUACCAGCGAAGGAAUCAUCAUCAUCAACCCGCAGCUUCCGCCGACGGGAGCCGGCGCCGGUGCCUCCAACAACUCCAUCAACAACAACAGCAGUAAUCCCAGUAGUGCAGCCACGGCUCCUCCCACGACCUCGCACCUGAGACGGCCUUCCUCCCUGAUCAGCAAGAAGAAGUUCUUUUCGAAAGUGCCCUCGCAAGGAUCGGCCCUGGGUGCGCUGGGAAGCUCCGGCGGGCGCAAAGCCAUGUACAUUCCGAUAGCAUCGAAUCAGAACUCGACGGGACCAUCAACGACAGGUCUGCACCGCUCGCUGCGGAGUCCUUCGGCGAUGGCCAGUGCCGCUGCGGUGGGAUUGUUGGGUCGAGGUCGGAACAGGUGUAGCAGUUGGAUGUCCAAGUCGGCGCCAACGACCCCGGGAACGGGUCUACCGCCUGGAAGUGGGGGCGGGGGUUCGGGAGCCGGGGCUGCUAUUGGGGACCACAGUCCGCUGCUGUUGAACGAACAGGACGAGGACGGCGAGCAGAAUGUGUAGGAGUGACGGGGAUUGUGAGAGGGUUUGGGGAACUUUUUGGAGGGGGAUCUUUUCGGUGUGUGUUAUAGAUGAUUAUCGUUAGGUAGCGUUUAGGCGUAAGGAUGGGUUUGUGUUCGAUCAGGACACGUAGAACAAUUAUUUGGACAAUCAGUUUGUUGUGCAGCGCUGAGAUAUUGAAGGCUUCAGGGGAUGAAAGGAUAUGUUAUGAAAAUGAGGUGCACUAUUAAGGCUGACUUUAUGUGCAGUCGCAAUACAAGAAAUCUUUUGAGUACAUGCCUUUAGAUCUACAUACAUAAAUAGUGAUCUUUUAGAGGAUUAGGAACAAGGUUGAUGCCUAUAUGGGUUUAUAUAAUUACAAGCAGAAUUUAA